AGGAUGGGGGGGCGGCCCUCGAGCCCCCUGGAUAAGCGGCAGCAGCAGCACCUGAAGGGUCAGGUGGACGCUCUGCUGAAGAACUUCCUGCCGUGCUAUCGCAGGCAGCUGGCGGCCUCGGUCCUGUGGCAGAUCUCCCGCGAGCUGGGCCCCCAGGAACCCGCCGGUUGCCAUCUGUUGCGCAGUAAGAAGCUGCCCCGCGUUCGCGAGCACCGAGGCCCUCUGACCCACCUGCGGGGCAGCCCGCCCCGAUGGCAGCCGAGCUUCUGCGUCCUGCGUGGGGACGGCCGGCUGGAGUGGUUUAGCCGCAGGGAGGAAUAUGAGAAUGGGCGCAAGCCUCUUGGCUCUGCAGCUCUGACGGGGUACACAGUCCUGACCUCACGUCCCGAGUACCUCUGCCUGUUGGAUGCUCUCUGCCCAGACCCCUCGGGAGAUCCUGCACAGGAAGAGCCUGACCCCCUCCUGGAAAUGCCCGCGAGUUUCCCCCUCUUCCUGCAGCACCCCUUUCGCCAGCAUCUUUGUUUCUUCACAACCACCAGGCAGGCGCAGCGUGCCUGGAAACUGGCCCUCCAGGGUGGCAUCCGGCUUCGGGGCACUGUCCUGCAGCGCAGCUCGGCCCCCGCUGCCCGGGCCUUCCUGGACGCCGUGCGGCUGUACCGGCAGCACCAAGGCCACUUUGGCGACGACGACGUGAACCUGGGCUCGGACGCCGAGGUGCUGACCGCGGUGCUGAUGCAGGAGCUGCUGCCCGCGUUGUGCUCCCAGACCCCGCCCGGCCUGAGGGGGGUCGGCCGCUCCCGCGCCCGCGCCCGCGCCUGGGCCUGGACCGAGCUUCUGGACGCAGUUCACGCCGCCGUCCUAGCUGGGGUCUCCGCAGAGCUCCGCGCCUUCCAGCCCGAAAAGGAGGAGCUGCUGGCCACCCUGGAGAGGACGAUCCGUCCCGAUGUGGACCAGACGCUCCGGCUGCGGGCGCGGGUGGCGAGGAGGCUGCGGGCCGAAGUCCAGGGCCCCCUAGAGUCGUGCCUGCGCCAAGAGGUGGAUGCACAGCUGGCCCGGGUCACGCAGACGCUGCUGAGCACCAUGGGGGCCGCUCUGGCGGCGGUUCGGACCCUCCUCGCACAGGGCAUGGACCGCCUGUUUCGCCACCUGCGUGGGAGCCCCUCCGGCGCGCGGUUGCGCAGGGAGGUCUACUCGUUCGGGGAGAUGCCGUGGGACCCAGAACUGAUGCAGACGUGCUACCGCGAGGCCCGGAGGAAGCAGGAACGCCUGCAGAAGCUGGCUACACCCUUUGGUUUCCUCGGGACUCGGAGCCUGGUGUUUAGGGUCCAAGAUCUCACUCAGCAGCUCAUGGCGGAUGCUGCAACCACCUUCCUGCAGCUGGCCGACCAGUGUCUGACGGCAGCCCUGGACUGCCAGCAGGCUGCCAAGCAGCUGGAGAAAGUCAGGGGGCGCGUGCUGAAGAAGUUCGAGUCGGACUGUGGCUCUGCGAAGAGGCAGUUUGUCCGUGAGUGGCUGGUACGCAUCUUCCUGCCCUUUGUGUUGGGCCAGCUGGAGCCGGGCCGCAAACUGGAGCUGCCUGAAGAUGAGGAGAACAUCCUUUCUGGGUGUGGCCAGGCCCUGACUAUCGAGGGCAUUUACGAGGACGUCGUCCGGGGUGUCUUGCUGCAGAGGAUCGACCAAGAACUGAAAAAGGCCCUCGGUGCAAGUGACGUGUCCUGCACUCCAGAUGGCUUCUUAGAUGCUCCAUGGGACCAGGACGGAGCAGAUGAGGAAACUGAGACUCAGAGAGGGGGAUGGACUUACCCCAGGCAGCCAUGCUCCAGCACUGAGGUCCAGCCACUCUGUCCACUGCCUCCUGAGAGAACAUUCCGGAGCUGAAUCUUUGCCCACAUCCACCCUUGUUUCCAUUGGAUAAGUGUCUGCAAGUGGAAUUUUUGGGCCAAAGCAUAUGCAAUAUUUCAAAGCUUUUGUUAACUCCCCAGCCUCAUUCCCCCCACCAGCAGCAUUUGUGAGUUUUCUCCAUAUCCUUUCCAAACACCAGGAAUUUUCAUAAAAUAAAAAACUCUUCUAUGAGUCAGGUUGACUAAAAAAACAAAAUAAAUAA
This is a messenger RNA of Trichechus manatus latirostris (Florida manatee), 2104 nucleotides long. RefSeq names its product niban apoptosis regulator 3 (gene NIBAN3). The transcript is spliced from 15 exons. Lineage: Eukaryota; Metazoa; Chordata; Mammalia; Sirenia; Trichechidae. The coding region runs from base 4 to 1878 and encodes 624 amino acids. The record is from RefSeq and is a predicted model, not a curated record.